This is a messenger RNA of Drosophila sulfurigaster albostrigata, 2422 nucleotides long. RefSeq names its product protein germ cell-less. The transcript is spliced from 3 exons. Gene Ontology annotation, biological process: germ cell development. NCBI's taxonomy places the organism in Eukaryota, Metazoa, Arthropoda, Insecta, Diptera, Drosophilidae. The coding region runs from base 315 to 2087 and encodes 590 amino acids. Gene Ontology annotation, molecular function: protein binding. The record is from RefSeq and is a predicted model, not a curated record.
UACGGGGCGGUUGUAGAGUGCGGAGUGCGAAGAGCUAGCUGUUGAUGAGAAAGAAAACAAACUUUGAAUGCAAAUCAAAUAGUGCACACUAGUUUUAAAUGUGAUUCAAACAACAACAAAGGUGUUGUAACUGCUGAACUGUUUUGAAAGAGUUGCUUUAAGUGCACCACCACUGAUUUAAAGAUUCCAAAAUCUUUUAGUACAGAUUUACAAGUUUAUUUUGGAGCAAGUGUUUGCGAGAAGCGUGACAAGCAUAGAGACAAAGGGUGAACGAGAGAGCGCAUAUAAGGCGAGUAGGAGAGCGAGACAACAUCAUGGGUCAGAUCUAUGGAUCCAUGCAGAGCAAUAUGGCGGAGGUGUUUGGCAAUCGUCGGAAGCGCAGACGCAGCACGGACUCGCAGUCCUCUCAAGAGGAUCGAGAUCGGGAGCGACUCGACAGUAAAUCACCCAAAAAGAAAAAGUUGCUGACCACGACGCAAUAUAUUUAUCAGGCGUUGUUCAAGGAGCAGCGCAACUCGGAUGUGGCUGUGAUGGCGCUGGAGAAGGUGUGGCAUCUGCACAAGGUUUAUCUCAGCCAGAGCCCAUAUUUCUACACCAUGUUCAAUGGGACGUGGAAGGAGGCGAAACAGAAUUUUGUGCACAUUAAGAUACUGGACGAUCGGAUCAACGUGGAUAGCCUGGACGCAGUGUUCGGCUCCAUGUACUCGGACGAGAUUGAGAUCGAUGCCAAAGAUGUGAUACCAGUGCUAGCGACGGCCACGCUCUUCCAUCUCGACGGCAUCAUUGACAAAUGUGCCGAGGUGAUGGUGGACACCAUCAAUGCCGAGACUGCCAUACAGUACUAUGCGGCCGCCUGCCAAUAUGGAGUCAUGGCGGUCAAGAAGUCCACGUUCCAGUGGUUCCAAAUCAACCUGCUCAGCAUUUACAACAAGCAUCCGAAUCUGCUGCGACACAUCACCAUCGACUUGAUGAGUGCCCUCACUGCCAGCCAUGAUUUGUAUGUGAUGCAAACAGAAUUCUCACUGUACACACUGCUGCGCACAUGGAUGUUCCUGCAGCUGCAUCCCCACUACGAUCCCGAGGAUCCAGUGCAACGCGCCGAGGCACUAAAGACCCAGGAGCGCCUGGUGAGUGCCGGCGUGGAGACGCAAACGCCCAGCGGGGAUGUGGUGCAGUGGACGUACUUCACCAGCCGCAUGGAGGAGCGCUCGUUUCUGGCCACACCCGAGGGACAGCCGUAUGUGCGAGUGUUCCAGAAGCUGCGCACCCAGUACCUGACCAAUCACUAUAUGGAUCUGAAGAUCAUAUUCAAUGACAACAUCAUACCCAAGGAGUGGCUCUACAAGCACAUUCACAGCCACUGGGAUGCGCUGCUGCGCAUCGAUCACAGCCAGGAGGACGGCGGUCUGCAGCAGCUGGACAAUGAGCAGUUCUUUGAGAACUGCAUGCGCUGUGGCCGCAUGCUGUUGGAGCCCGGCUACCAGAAGUGGCGCUGGACGGGCUUCAACUAUGGCAUGGAUCUCAUACUCAUCAUGGACUCGCGUCGACUCAACAUACGGCGUCACCAUCGGCACGAGCACGAGCGAGUGCUCAGCCUGCAGACAAGACGCAAGUUCAUGAUACGCACAACGGUGACGUCCAUCAAUGCACAACGCCAGCCCGUGUUUACGCAAUCUUCGGAGAUAACGACAUUGAAUCUGGAGAAAAACGAGGAGGUCUCAUUGAUGGUGCUUGAUCCGAAGCUCGUGCAUCCUCUGCUCAUCUCCAUCAACAUGAUUGUCGUAAUGCCGCCCAAUCAAAGCUUCAAGGAGAUUGUGCCCCAGAGCGAGGACUCAACGCUAUCGGCUGCUGCCAUUCCCAUAUCGGAAAUUGGCGCCGUCUGCGAGCGUUCGUUGACGCCAACGAACAGUGCCGAUGACUCGGCUGUCUGUGUGGGCGGCGGCGAUUCGCCGGAGACGGCGUCAACGCCCUCAUCGCCGACGUCAGUGGCGGGACUGCGUCCACCUGUUGGACGCUACAGUUGGACUCGCAGCAAUCCAGUCAUAACGAGUGAUGGCGAGGCAUUGUGCCGCGACGUGGCGUGCUGAGCGCGUUCAAUUUAUACUCAAACUCGAAAACUGACCACAACCAUCCACCUUUUGUUUUGUUCAUGGACUCGUUCCGCAAUUAUCUAGUUGUACAUUCAAAUCUACAAACACCUACACCCUACACCCAAAACCUAUAACCAUAACUAUAACUAUAGCCAUAAUCUGAAUCGUGCGCUACCGAUUAUCGUGCUGUAUAAAUAUUGCUUAGGCAGACAUCAUCUACUACUAAUUGUACGUCACACAUAUAUAACUGUACAUUAUCCUCGUAAGUGUAUCGUAGAUAUUGCUGCGAUUUGCAGCCAAUCUAUAUUUCUAUAUAUAUUUUUGUAAUGAUU